AUGGACUUUGACUGCAACUUACUUGUACUUGAUUAUCUUGUACAUCAUUGUUAUGGAAAGACAGCAAAGGCAUUUAUAGAGAAUAUAAAAACAUUGGAUCAAUUUGCCUAUCUUCCUUCACAGACAAAGCAUUCGGAAAUACUAGAAAGAGCAAUAAAAGACUCCAUUGAACAAGGUGAAAUACAUCGUGCACUCAAAACCAUUGAAGAUCAUUUUCCCGCUCUAUUAGAGCACGAUGAACUGCAACACAUUUCAUUUAGACUUAGAUGCCAGCAUUUUAUCGAAAUCAUUCGCUCUGGUUCAGAAAUGGAAGCCAUUCUAUAUGCUCAAAAGUAUCUCAAACCGGUCAAACAUGAGUUUAAAGAACAAGUUAGAGAAGUAACCUCCUUGAUCGCCUAUUCAGAUCCAUUCCAGUCUCAAUCCAAACAUUUGAUGUCACAGCAACGAAGAGAUAAACUAGCUCACGAAGUCAAUUGUGCCAUCUUGGAUUUGCAUUGCCUUUCUGAUGAGUCUACAAUUGAAAAAGUACAACGACAAUAUGCAGUCGUGACAGAUGAACUGGAAAGAAUAGAUAUAAAAGAAAAAAAGAGUGCAUAA
Rhizopus microsporus ATCC 52813 is the source of this 597-nucleotide messenger RNA. RefSeq lists its product as uncharacterized. Gene Ontology annotation, biological process: cell surface receptor signaling pathway; cytoskeleton organization. The coding region runs from base 1 to 597 and encodes 198 amino acids. Gene Ontology annotation, cellular component: cytoplasm. Gene Ontology annotation, molecular function: protein binding. NCBI's taxonomy places the organism in Eukaryota, Fungi, Mucoromycota, Mucoromycetes, Mucorales, Rhizopodaceae. The record is from RefSeq and is a predicted model, not a curated record. The transcript is spliced from 4 exons.